AUGAACAUCAUGGACAUCGUGCCCGAGCUGUUCACCAGCAUAUCCCCGUCACAGCCGGAAGCUGAGAAAAGGAUCUAUUAUUGUCAGAGAUGCCUAAAUCACGGCCUCCGGUUGCAGCGCAAAAACCACAAGCAGGUGUGCCAGUUCCGGAAUUGCCCGUGCUCCGAUUGUCAGAUGGUGGACCGGAGACGAGAACUGAACUCGCGGUUGCUCUCGAUGGAGACGCCGGGCGGGCAGGGGAUGAACACGUUGGCCCAGGUGUUGUCGCUGGCUUCUUCGGCUUCUUCCAUCUCUUCAACGUCUUCUGAUGCUAUGGAGGCGCCCCUAAAUCUCUCCUGCGCUUCAUCUGCCGGAAGUGAAUUAUCAAGUCCUCCUCCACCGGGGCUACUCGAUGGACCCGGUGAUCUUACUGGCAAAAUUAAAGAACGCCGACCAAACUGCCAACGCUGCGCCCAACACAGUGUUGUCAACCGAUUAAAAGGUCACAAACGAAGCUGCCCGUUCCGCGAAUGUACAUGCGCAAAGUGUCAGGUGGUCGUCGAACGGCAAAGGCUGAUGGCCGACCAAAUCAAGCUGCGACGACGGCAGAAAAAGGAGAAGCUGUUGCUACAGGAGAAGCCGCCGCAGUUAUGUCCGAUUCCGUCGCCUCCUGCUAUACAAGUGGAGCAGCUAAUGUGCAUGCAAUGUACCCAGCAAGCCCUCUCGUAUUCGCAUCUGUUGACGCUGCUCAACCCGGCUUCACCCAUCGAGCCGAUCGCCACGCUUGGUGCCCUCCUUCAGCAUUGCCCACAUCGCAAGGAA
Molecule: messenger RNA, 801 nt
Organism: Mesorhabditis spiculigera
Lineage: Eukaryota; Metazoa; Nematoda; Chromadorea; Rhabditida; Rhabditidae
Source: the annotation of a GenBank genome assembly